Messenger RNA from Ipomoea nil (Japanese morning glory), 476 nucleotides. RefSeq names its product protein translation factor SUI1 homolog 2-like. The coding region runs from base 114 to 461 and encodes 115 amino acids. Gene Ontology annotation, molecular function: translation initiation factor activity; RNA binding. Gene Ontology annotation, biological process: translational initiation. Lineage: Eukaryota; Viridiplantae; Streptophyta; Magnoliopsida; Solanales; Convolvulaceae. The record is from RefSeq and is a predicted model, not a curated record. The transcript has a single exon.
UUAUUCUCAUUUUAGAAAAUUCAUUCAUUGAAGCUUUGGCCUUGUACGCUCUCAGCUCUCUGGUAAAGGUUUCUGCAGAUCGAAGCGACAGUUUUCUUCAUCAAGCAAGUAACAUGGUUGAUAUCGAGGCUCAUCAUCUCCCAACUGCUUUUGAUCCGUUUGGCGAGGCCGAGGCCAAGGAAUCGGGCGCCCCUGGAACGAAAGAGAAUGUGCAUAUCCGCAUCCAGCAGAGGAAUGGAAAGAAGAGUGUGACGACAGUGCAAGGGCUGAGGAAGGAGUACAGUUACGACAAGAUCCUUAAAGACCUCAAGAAAGAGUUGUGCUGCAACGGUAAUGUCGUGCAGGACAAGGAAGUGGGGAAGGUGAUACAGCUCCAAGGCGAUCAGCGCAAGAACGUGUCCCAGUUUCUUGUCAAUGCUGGGCUCGUGAAGAAGGAUCGGAUUAAGAUUCAUGGUUUCUAGUCCUUUACCUGGAUU